AUGUGCGUGCCAAAGACUAUAAAAUGUUUUGGAUCUUCUGAAUCCCCUCGAUUCCAGAUGACUUCGGUCAACGAUACCGUAGAGCUUCCACAACCAACAUGUGGCUACACCGAAGAGUGUGGAUUCGGUCGAUUCCUGUUCGUCUCCAUUGCAUCUUCGUUGGCCGUUCUUGGAGCUGCCGCAAACCUUUUAUUGGCAUAUAUUUUUACGUUCAAGACAAAAAAGAAUACUCCGCCAACAUUGUAUCCAACAGCGCUAGCAUUAAUGGACGCAGCACUAUGCAUCCUGUACUUCUUGUGCUUCGGAGUCGAUGUUUUCAUGUUGUACUUGAGGAUUGAAGUAAGUUGAAUCUUUAAAAGAGUAGUGCUCGAGAUGAGACAGGCAGGUCUCUCUGAAAUUUGGAAUAGACGGUCGCCGUUGCUUUUAAAAGUUUUAUCUCAUGCUUACUUGAGCAGAAAAAGUAUAUAGGACGAUCCCUGAGCUAAACAUCUCGGCUAAAUCUUGGAAAGGUUUUAUCCAAGAUCUGCCAAUUAUCUCCACACUGUUUUUUGUCAUCCCUAAAAAUUUUACUAUUUAAUUUAUCACUUCUAAAGCACUUACUUCCAGUCAUUGUUCAUCAUCUACCAUCUCUAUAUAGUGCCAGCUUUUGUGAUGGUGAAGAUCGUCCAACUUAUCAUCCCAUACCUCCUAAUAUUUGUGACCAUGGAACGUUAUGCCUGGAUUUCAAAGCAUUGGUAAGUCAUUCGUAGAACAAAACAUGUCAUGUCCCAAGUGUAAUACAAUCAGAUGUAUGAGUUGUGUGUAAUAUAAUCUUUUUUUUCAGUUUUUCGGAAUGGUUGUUUUCUCGAGUUGGUCGCAUCUCCAACCUUGUCUUGUGUCUGGUUCUGGGUGGAUUGAUUCGCCUCCCUCCGGCGUUUGCGUUGACCGUUGAAUCCUAUCCCGAAUGCCUCGACUUCUUCCGAACAUUGGCCGUCGAUUAUCGGAGAUGGGCCAAGGUAAGCGUUGUUUGACCUGUUGUGGAUUUUAACUGAAUAAUCUUUGAAGUUUAAUGUUUUUUCAACUUUAGGAGACCGAAUGGUACAAUUUCUACGACCUCCAUUUGAUCGGCAUUCUUCAGAUAUUCAUUCCUUUCAUUGUUUUGGUAGUUUUAAACUGCAUAAUUCUAAGGAGGUUGUUGACGACUGACCAGGAGAACAUUAAGGUGAGAACAAUGAAUUAUAACUGAACCUUCACAACGAGACUACUUCGCCUUCUUCAAAUUUAGUUUGCAACCUUUUGAUGCAAGGGGAAAAAAUUGAAGAUGCAUCGAAAGGCUUGCUAAAUUCCAUUUCGUAACUCGCAAAAAGUCAUUUCGAGUUUUGCCAAUUUCCGACAAAAAAUAUAUUUCUGCAAAACGCGAGUCAAAAAUCCCUCAUUUAGUAUAAAAUAAAUUUAUGCCAAGUUCAUCGAAAAGUAAAUUCAAUGUUUUUGCAGAAGGUCCCUCCAAUCUAUAUUGACGGCAUCUCUUCCGGAAGUUCCCGAGCCUCUUUCAAAGUGCUCCGGAUGACCAUCAAACGGCCCACCAUGUCCCCUGCUGUUAGACAUGCCGUCUACACCACAGUUAUAAUUGUAACCUCAUAUCUGAUAUGCUCCGGCCUUCAUCUGCUUCUAACUUUCAUGGAAAAGACGGAUGCGGCGAUUCUGAAAAGUGAUGACGAUCCCACGAAAGCGUCCAUCUUCUAUACCAUCUUCGGAGACAUGAUCUCGUUCCUGUACAUGUUCACAAGUGCCAUUCGAAUUUUCAUUUACUGUAAAUGCAAUCCAACAGUGCGAGAGAACGUUCUCAACACCUUGGAUAUUUGCCCCCGAGGUCUUGCUCGCGCACCAACGUUGGACUUGAUAUCGAUUACGCCGGUUUCUCCAGUUGACAUAUAAAUCUCAUAAAUACGGGUUCUUUGAUAUAUAAACUAUUUAUUUUGAUAUCGGAUUUGAAUAUUGUUGAGAUCAUUGCAUCAAAAGUAAAAGACUAAACACAAGAAAAACAAAUUUGACGUUGAUUCUAUGGUUACAUCAAACGUGGCAUUUGGUCCCGCAACGAAACAUUUUGAGCCCGCAAUUUUCUUUUUUGAAAGGCAGAAAAACGAUUUCUUGUUUCUCCGCGUCGUUUUUACAGAUUUUUAGGAAUAAUCAGGAAGAAAACUGCAGCAUAUCUUUUGAUGAACAGUUUCUUUUUUUUCUUUUUAUGUUUUAGGUACCUAAAAUAGUAAAAUUUUAGUUCUGUUUAUUUUUCACCAUCGUUUCUCUAUUGAUGUGUAUAUCUCUGAAGAUUCUGUCGAGAAAAGGACGUUUAGACUCUAAUUUAAUCUUUUAUUUCAGAGGACAUGGAAGCCAAAAGGCAACGUCUACUAUCCAUGACGUACAACGAGAUCAGGUCGUUGUGCCGGCAACGCGGAAUGAAAGCUACUGGGACUGUAAGUUACCUUAUUAAUAUUCAUUUCUCUUUUAUUUAGAAGGCAAAACUGGUUGAAACAUUGUCUGAGACAAUGAUGUUGGACAUUGACAAUGAGCAGAUGGACGUGGAGGAACAAAAGGAGAAUCUGAAUGGAACAUUCACCAUGGAAGAAGACGAAAUUUCCGUUAUCCCAAAGGAACAACUGAAGAAAGCGGCAGAGGUUGAGAAGGCUGCGGAUAUCACGUUAGAUGAGAGUAUUGUAGCUGGUAGUUUCAUUACUCCGGAUAAUAGCCCAAGCGUCAAAAGAGUUGAGAAAAAACCGGUCGAGAAAAUGAAUAACAAUGUUACAACUCGUUGCUCCGCUAGGAAUACUUCCAAAGCUGCGCCUAGCCGUCUUCCAAAGCCUGGACAUUUGUCUGCUGCGACCUCAGGUAUGUGAUCUCAUUAUUUGCACAAAAUUUCAAUUUUUUGAAUAUGAUUUUAUGUCUAAACAUUGUUUAGGUAAAGGACGGUUUGCUUCUUCUCAUACCAAAGCCUUUUCCAAGAUGGCGUCAAUUGAAGAUCAUCAGAAGAAGCUGGAGACAAAGCAUGAACAACAUGUCAAAAGUGUAUCGGAGACUAUUAAUGUAAGUUUUUAUUUGUUUGUCCGUUUAGAGUUCAAAUGGGUUAUUUUUAUUACUAUCGUUUCAGCGUCUGGCAACUCCAAAAAGCCAACGGGAAAAGGUUCGCAAAUUCCCCCCUCCCGGCACUCCAAACAAGGAGAAUUUCAAGUUCGGAACGACGAAACCAGAAGACAUCGAGAAGGUUCAACGUCCCUAUGAUAAAGAGAAGGCAGCCUCGUCCAGAGUCACAAGAUCCAGCAAGCAAGGAAGGGAACCUCAGGCAGAUGUCAAGAAGAUCACCAUGGCCAAGAAGAGAACUCUUAAAGCGACCAUUCCUGAUUGCUCGGAGCGAAUUGAACAGCUCGCGACUCCGAAAUCUGCUGGACGUAAGUCGUUUUACUUUUUCUGAAAUAGUUUUGCUCAAGAUUCGAUGUAUGUUUUAAUAAAUAAGUUGUUUCUUUUAGCGGUUCCAAUUCCAAAAGAACGGAAGAUGUACACGCCGAAGACAACCCCCUACAAAUAUGUGGACACCACAAAGAUGAGUGAUGCCGAACUCCGUGCCUUUGAUGCUCGUCAGAAACGCCUUGACGCCCGCUCAAGACGUCUCAACUUUCAGUAA
Messenger RNA from Bursaphelenchus xylophilus (pine wood nematode), 3652 nucleotides. NCBI's taxonomy places the organism in Eukaryota, Metazoa, Nematoda, Chromadorea, Rhabditida, Aphelenchoididae. The record is from the annotation of a GenBank genome assembly.